Molecule: messenger RNA, 12947 nt
Organism: Mobula hypostoma (lesser devil ray)
Lineage: Eukaryota; Metazoa; Chordata; Chondrichthyes; Myliobatiformes; Myliobatidae
Gene: sidt2
Product: SID1 transmembrane family, member 2
Exons: 17
Coding region: 2002-3369 (455 amino acids)
Biological process (GO): RNA transport
Cellular component (GO): plasma membrane; lysosome
Molecular function (GO): double-stranded RNA binding; RNA transmembrane transporter activity
Source: RefSeq, a predicted model, not a curated record
UUUCUGCCCUGGAAAAAGGUCUUUUAUCACAAAAGUUAUUGCUUGUGGUAACAAGCCGGUGUGUCUGGAUGCUAAUAACUGUAGCCGCUUCACUUUGCAGGGGUCAAAUGCCAGUAUUUUGGUCCAUUCUAGGUGUGGAGACACAACAGACUGCAGAUGCAACACAGUUUGCUGGGGGAAACCGAAUUGUUGAUUGUUUGGGUCAAAACCUUGCAUCAGGAGCUUGGCCUGACUUUAGGAUUGUUGUCCUGAUGCAGGAUUUCAACUGAAAAUGUCAACAGUUCCUCCCCCCACCCCCAGAAUUUGCUCAACCCACUUAGUUCCUCCCCUAGGUUCUUUGUUGCUCUAUGUGCUUGGCCUGGCCUGGCCUGGUUGAGGAUUUUGCCGUGUAUAGAGAGGCAACCCCAGCAACAGGGCCUGAUCUGUAUACAUCUGAAGUUACUUCAGAGAACGUGAGGCUCUGGUCUUGAGGUCCCACUGCUGUCCUGGGGCAGAGCUUGCUCUGAGGUGCCAUCUUUUAGAGAAGUUACUACACAUCUUAAGUAGAUAACUACUUAUACACAGCUUCCUUAAGGAUUUAAUGCUGAGGCUUUAUAAGGCACUGAUUAGGCCUCAGUUGGAGUAUUGUGAGCAGCUUUGGGCCCCAUAUCUAAGAAAGGAUGAGCUGAUAUUGGAGAGGAUUAUGAUUCUGGGAAUGAAAGGGUUAACGUACGAAGAGUGUUUGAUGGCCCUGUUCCUGUACCUGCUGGAGUUUUGAAGAAUGAGGUGGGGGACGGAUCUCAUUGAAAGGCCUAGAUAGAAUGGAUGUGAAGAGGAUGUUUCCUAUAGUGGGAGAGUCGAGUACCAGAGGGUACAACCUCAGAAUUGAGGGACGUCCCUUUAGAACAAAGAUGAGGAGGAAUUUCUUUAGCCAGAGGGUGGAGAAUCUGUGAAAUUAAUUGCCACAGGCAGCUGUGGAGGCCAAGUCCGUGGGUAGAUUUAAUGCAGAGGUUGAUAGGUUCUUGAUUAGUCAGGGUGUCAAAGGUUACAAAGAGAAUGCAGGAGUAUAGGGUUGAGAGGGAUAAUAAAUUAGCCAUGAUAGAAUGGUGGACCAGGCUUGCUGGGCCAUAUGGCCUAAUUCUGCUCCUAUAUCUUAUGGUCUUAACAUUGUGAAAGGUCUACAGGCAUACACAGGAGCAUUAUCACAGAAGCAUUCUUUGGCAUAAGGCCUAGAUAGAGUAGACAUGGAGAGGGUGUUUCCUAUAGUGGGAGAGUACAGGAGCAGGCAUGAAAUUUGUUGUUUUGUGGAAGCGGUACAGUGCAAAACAUAAAAUAUACUCUAAAUUAUUAUAUAUAUAUAUUGUAAACCUAGUGGAGUAUGGUUCAUUGUCUAUUCAGAAAUCUGAUGGUGGAGGGGAAGAAGUUGUUCCUAAACCAAUGUGUGUGUGUCUUCUGGUUCCUGUCCCUCCUUGAUGGUAGCAAGGAGAAGAGGCCAUGUCCAGGAUGGUGAGUGGCCUAAAUGAUGGAUGCUGCCUCUCUGAGGCAUUGUGUUUUGAAGACGUCCUUGAUGCUGGGGAGGCUAGUGCCAAUGAUACAGCUCUUAAAAGAUUGAUCUUAGAGUAGGUUAAAAGAUGAGUACAAUGUCGUGGACAGAAGGCCCUGUACUGUGCUGUGCUAUCUCUGUUUUACAUUUCUACACUCAAUGUGGAAUUGCACCACCAUAUUGUAAUUCUCAUUCUCCCCAAUUCUGCUGUUCCACUACAUCUUAUGCUAACUUAUGACUUAAAUACUUGGGUUUGUUUCUGUGUUCCAAGUAAAUUUCUUCUUCCCUCUGACAAUUCUGAACAAUAAUCCUUCUCUCUUUGUAUUUUGUGGCUGCUGAUCUCUCUGGCUACAGAUCCAUUACUCGCUGGUGGUUAUACUCCCCAGAGUCCUGACUUCUACACUGGAAGCUCAGCUUGUCAAAGCUAUGGAUCCUUUGAGAAUGGCUCCGUUCUUGGGUCAGAGGCUGUUACAGACAGCAUGGAGUCUGAUUCCACCUGUGGAUAUAUGGAGAAACCAUUGGACAAUGUGAUCCGACCUCGCCUCGAUUCUCUCAGCUCCAUUGAAGAAGACGAGUAUGACACACUGGCAGACAUUGAUUCUGAUAAAAACGUUAUCAGAACCAAGAAGUUUCUCUACGUCUCUGACCUUGCAAGGAAGGACAAGCGAGUUCUCAGCAAAAAAUACAAGAUCUACUUCUGGAAUAUUGCAACUAUCGCAGUUUUCUAUGCCCUGCCGGUGAUUCAGCUGGUUAUCACAUAUCAGACGGUUUUCAAUAUCACAGGGAACCAGGAUAUCUGUUACUACAACUUCCUGUGUGCUCAUCCCCUGGGAGUGCUGAGUGCAUUUAACAACAUCCUGAGUAACCUUGGAUACCUGAUGCUGGGACUGCUUUUCCUGCUGAUUGUCCUGCAACGUGAGAUUCUGCACAAACGAGCCCUGAUGCGGAAUGACGUCUAUGCUCUGGAGUGCGGAAUUCCGAAGCACUUUGGAUUAUUUUACGCAAUGGGAACUGCACUCAUGAUGGAAGGUCUCCUCAGUGCCUGUUACCAUGUGUGCCCGAACUACACCAAUUUCCAGUUUGACACGUCGUUCAUGUACAUGAUAGCUGGCCUCUGUAUGCUGAAACUCUACCAGAAGCGCCACCCAGACAUUAAUGCCAGUGCCUACUCUGCCUACGCCAGCCUUGCCUUGGUCAUAUUCAUCUCCGUAUUGGGAGUGGUCUUUGGAAAGGAUUACAUUGUAUUCUGGGCUGUUUUCUCCUUUAUUCACAUCCUUUCAACACUUCUGCUCAGUAUCCAGCUCUAUUACGUGGGCCGCUGGAAACUGGAUGCAGGAAUAUUCAGAAGGAUAAUUCAUGUAAUUUAUACUGACCAUGUCAGACAGUGCAGUGGUCCUGCCUACAUAGAUCGAAUGGUGUUGCUGAUCAUGGGGAACAUUGUGAAUUGGUCAUUAGCUGCGUAUGGGCUUAUUCUGAGACCCAAAGAUUUUGCCUCUUAUCUGCUGGCAAUUGGGAUCUGCAACUUGCUGCUGUAUUUUGCUUUUUACAUCAUCAUGAAGUUGAGGAGUGGUGAGCAGAUCAGACCGAUUCCACUGAUCUGCAUUAUCUGCACGGCUGUGGUCUGGGGUUUUGCUCUCUUUUUCUUCUUUCAAGGUCUCAGCACGUGGCAGAAAACUCCUGCCGAGUCCAGAGAGCACAACAGAGAAUGCAUCCUGCUCCAGUUCUUUGAUGAUCACGACAUUUGGCACUUCCUAUCCUCCAUCGCGCUGUUUGGCUCGUUCCUUAUCUUGCUGACCCUGGAUGAAGACCUGGAUGAUGUACCAAGAGACAAGAUCUACGUGUUCUAAUCCCUGUUCAGCUAAUGGACGGUAACAGACACUGUACUGCAGACUCUCUGCCUCCAUCCUCUUUGGCUCACUCCUUUUGAGCCAAAAGAAGAGAAACAGAACUCACAGGGCAGUUGCAAGCAAGCCCGACGCAGUGGAAGCAGUUGCGACCCAUAUGCCCAAGAGCUGCCUUGUUUUUGCGUUUCAAGCAACGAGUUUUUGUUGUUGAUCCUGGUCACUUUGCAUGGACCUUCAGCUCAAGACAGACAGAUGUCGGCUUCUCCAGUGUUGAUUGGUGCCCAGUCUUUUAAGACUCAACAUCAUUGUCAUCCGGUUUUACAAUUUUACUUUCAAUAGAUGACUAGAGUUUGAAGAAUUCGAUUUUUAUGCAGAAAUUUUGGAAUAAAUUCAGGCUGUGGCAGAAAAUGUGGAAACAAUAUUUUUCAAUGGCAACAUAUUUAUCACCAAUUUUUUCACUAUUUGAGUCCUAACCAAAGCUCUAUAGCCAUCAGGAGAGGAAGAUAACAGAAAACAACAUGCGUGGUUUUAAAAGUAAACUAGCCUUUUUGUGUUCUGUCACAGCCUUGCUAAUGGAAAGCUACAAAUAAUAUGUUUGUAUAUUCAUAUAUUGGUCUAGGUGGUGGCUUAAUAUUGUAUCCUACCUGUUGGAGGUCAUGAAGCAAGUGUAACACAAAGAUUCAUUGUAGUCUAUUUGUCUUUGAGUUCCUGGUGACCAAUCUGUGGGGCACAGUUGGCUUUAGAAGUUUUGUCAAAACCCAAGGCCAGUGCAUUGGUUUAGCCUCAGUGUAGACACUAGAGAAAGUAAAAUUAGACAAUUUGCAGAGAUGAAGUGAUCAUAGGAAAAGUUAGUCUCAAUACAGAAUCUAGCACAAAACUGGCACUAAUUAUUGUACCUUGUCAAAGGGGAUAAUGAAAUAAUGAUUAACUUGGUGCUUUGCUAUGCUGAUGGUUUAGAAUUGGAGUUGUGCACUGUACGGGGAACUCUGUAUUCAAUUAGCACAUAUUGCAAGCACAUGCACAAAUUAUAUUUGAUACCUGCCCAAUGUGCAAAUAGAUGAGCCCUAAAAAUUGAUCCCUGGUUGCUCAUUUUACAGAACUGAAUUUCAAGGGCAUAGUGCAAAAUGCUGUUUUGCCGCACGUUGGUAACCGUGUUACAAAUUGGGAUUGAAUUUCUAAGCAAUUUUACUUUUGCUAGGCAUAAUGUGGAAAUUAUCUCUCCCUCACCUUUAUGUUAUGCUGUGAAGAAAUGUCCCCAAAGGAGAGUUUAUGUGUUACUCUUUUCCCAAAGGAUCAGUUUUAAACUCUAUUUUACAUUGUAAGCUCUGUUAUGGAUUGUAUCAGGGUUAAAUUUUGCCUACAGCUGAUGUGCUCAGUUAGUGUUAAUCUAUGCCUUGUCAUUGUGGUCCCUUUAACGUCCUCAGGUUAAUUUUUGCUGAGUUUCCAAAAACCUAUCUGGGAGAUGGCCACAUGGGUCAAUGUGAUAUCACAUAGUGGGCAUUUCCAGUGUAUUGCAUCUGUUGGACCCUCAACACUUGAUGUCUGUGCACCUACUCACAAAGGCUUGUAGCUGUUUGGCAUUCAUGGCUAUACAGUAAUGGUGUGCCUGAUAAUUUCAAGGGUGCAGUUCUAAUCCACAGGGAUCACUUCAAAUUGAGACACUGAUGACAGUAUCCUUUUUGAGGACCUCACCGGUUGAAAAUGUGGCAAGUCUCCAUAAUGAUUGAUGUGUAAAUUUUCAUUUUAAUAUUUUUCAUUUUAAUUGUUCUUUGUGGGUGAGGUGACAGAAUCUUUGCAUGAAUUCCCCCCCCCCCACUACCGUCAAGAUAUACAAAGUACAGUAUGUAAUUUACAAGGUUUAUCAAAUCCCAUUUUCUGCAAUAGGACCUCUUACAGAAACAUACUAGCUCUCAUUAUAGCACAAUCCCCAUACUUGUUAUGCACAAAAGAUGUUUGAAUAGAAUGCUAACUCUUUACAAAGUUCCAGUGCUGUUUAUCAGUGCUGUUUAAUCCUCUAUUAAUUGGAUAGCCAGAAUGCACCUUUUUAAAAAGCAGUAAUCACCAUUUGUUGAUAUAAACUAUAUAAAGUCCACAUCCUAUGGUUGGGGUUAGAAUUAUAAUGUGCCUAAAUUUCUAGCAGUAAACUCUGAUCUUAGCUGGCUCAGGAAAUUGUAUUAUAUUUUAAGAAAAAAAUAGUUAAUUAAACAGCAAACUUUUGUUUUGAUACUUUAUAGUUACAAACACUGGUAGUGAGUUAAUUUCAUUGGUAUUGUAUGUGAAGAGUUUGUUGGGCACUGGAAGAGGGUGAAGCCGUGGGUCAUAAGGUGCUUCGUAGCAAGGCCCAAUUUCUGGAAAUGUUGGCUGCUACUACUAGGUAGGACUGUUGAACCUUUGGGUAUAUGGUCAUUGGUCUGUUUCUGAUUUUCAUCUGGAUAAGUGGGCCUCACUGCCUUUCUCCUGUGGGGUAGGGGGUAAAUUGAAUAUCUCUGUUAAAAUUAUUAAAAGUGAGAAGGGGCAAAGUCAGAAACCAUUGAUCAGACCACAUGAGAUCAGAAAAAAAUCUCUUGUACCCAGAAGUGCGGAGAUGUGAAACUUGUUUCUACAGCAAGGGAGAGGAGGAUACAGGAUUGUACUGAUUUAGCUUGAAACAAGGUUCAGGUAAUCACUGGGCUGCUCACACAGAUUUCUCUCUGCAGAGUUAUAUAUAUGAUGUAAUUCUGUAGAGAUGUACCAACCUUGCUGCUCUCAGUUGUUAGUCAACUGCUUGGGAAUAAAUUGUGCUAGCUCAUUUUAAAAUUUCACUGGCCAAAUCCCACCCAAUACCAUCUGCAAUAUUGGGCUAUAAAAUGGCAAACUGUAGAGAAAUGCUGAAACAGUAGAACUCCACCUCAGGCUGGCCUUAGUUCAUGGUUUCCACACCCCACGGCGAUGCAGGCUGCACAGGCAGAUUGGGAAACUCUAGCUCCCUGUGAAACUGUGACAUUUUAGUUUCUCACCACAUCUGGCAAAAACUCUGGCUAAUGGUAAUCCUUUAGAGAAUCAGAAUAUGUCCACGAGCCAGAGGGUGGAGAUGAACUGAUAGUUAUCGUUGUAUCAAUGUUGGUACUGUAACUUAGACCCACUGAGACUGGAACAUUGCCUACAAACAUUAUCUUCCAGAGAUUGCCAAGGGAUGAGGAUUAUCCCACUUAAUGUACGAUGCACAAAACUACAGAAUAAUGUAUAAUGGUUUUAGCUGUGUUUUAGUCCAAUAACUCUGGGAAUGUGACAUUGCCAUUUAAUGCUACCCUUCUUUAGACAGGAAGGACAGGAAUUAUAAUGCCCCUAUUCAAAAUUAAAGAAGCAAUCUUUUAUGAAAUAUAUUAAACAUUUUCUUAAAGAAACAAAUCUAAAUAAUUUCCAAAUUACUAAAAAUAUUACAGAAAAUACAAAUGAUAACUUAAUUAUAUAACACUGAGUUCAAAUCCAAGUGAGGGAAAAAUGGCUAAGGAUCAGACCACUUCAGCAAAGAUUAAAUAGUGUUGUGAACAGCAAUUUUAGAUUCUGCUCAUUUCCAAGCAAUUCAGUUGUUCAGCCAUGUGGUGAAUUUAUAGCAACCCACACAAAAUGCUGGUGGAACGCAGCAGGCUAGGCAGCAUCUAUAGGAAGAAGUACAGUCGACAGACAGUAGUCCUGACGAAGGUUCCCAGCCCAAAACGUCCACUGUACUACUUUCUAUAGAUGCUGCCUGGCCUGCUGCGUUCCACCAGCAUUUUGUGUGUGCUGCUUGUAUUUCCAGCAUCUGCAGAUUUCCUCGUGUUUGGUGAAUUUAUAGAUUGUUGCUAUUGGUGUGGCUCAUCAGCAAUGGGGGCAUUAAACUAUCAUUAGGGUGAUGGGCAUUCCAUACUGUACUAUACUGUUUAAUUCCAAGAUAUUGGCAGACAGAUUUCUCAAAGUGGAGGUGUUUAAAACACUUUCAAUUAAUGAUAUGAAACCCUGAAUCAGGCUAGUUUAAAAAUUACAGAUGCAUCUCAGCCACCCAGAGGUAGUUCAGACUGUGUUAACUGUAAUCAAGUUUGUGCAUAACUGUCUUCAAUCUUCCAGGCCUGGCGAAGGCUAAAGGUUGAGGGGUUCAUUUUGUUAAUAAAAACCUCAAAGAAUGAUCUGGCCUUUGUUGAGAAGUGGCUCAGAUUUUCAACUUUUUACAAAAUAUUUGUCCAAUUCAUUUACUGUUAACUUUACAACUUGCUGUGCGGCAUUGUUACAGUAAAGCAUAUGAUGUCAUAGAAAAUUGUUACAAUAAAUCUUAAAGCCUAUUUCAUGUUUUAGAGCCUUGUGUUUUAUUUUUCCUAUUAGAUCCAUGGCAGCAACAUUCAUUUCAGAGUCUUGGCAGCUGAUCCUUGUUUGACCCAGUGAACCUGGAUCAUGUUUAUUUAUGAAACACCGUUUUACUGGGCAUCUCUGGAAAUGCAGCUUAUUAGACCCCCACUAACAGCCCCUGGACACUGCAGCGAGAAACCCACCUUUCUCAGGCUCUGUACAUUGAGGGUGUAUACGACCUUGGUCCCACCAAACCCUAGACUGUGUGAAUGCAAUAGGACUUACUGUCUCCUGCCCCCCGCAAUCACCCGUCAGCAAGAAAUAACACAUCAUACAAGUAUAGUUAUGAACGUUAACUUAACCAAAGAGUUAUUAAAGAAAAGAAAGAACUCAUUAUAAUUAAACAAGUCAAAUGUGCACAUAGGUUGGAGCUGACCUCCAACUUGUCUGUCACUCGCGUGCUGGAUCUUUGGUCUGCAUGAAAUAACUCACCACCUUCCGAAUGUCGCUGAAACUCCAUCUUGAACAAACCUACUCCCCAUGGUCAAUCCUCCUUGAAAGCCAUUCAUCUGCACAAAGCAACAGGGCCAACCUCCUUAGCCAUCUUCCUUCGCUUUUCCCAGAUUCCACCAAAAAAGACCUCAACAUACAGCAGUGUCCCUCGCAAAACCUCUCCGCCCAGUGUUCUCCAGAACCUUCUCUCAUUUCCACCAUCCUGACUGGAUGAUAAUCACAUUCCUAAAUUGAACAACUAAGUCUCUUAUCUCAGCUUAAACCCAACCAGGCUGAAAGCAGAACAGACUGCUGUUAUAGAACUGCUAAAAUGAAAUAACUACAGCACAGCAGUAAUAAUCUUAUAAUCUUUAAAAAUUCUAGAUUAUGUAUUGCAUUGAACUACUGCUGCUAAGUUAACAAGUUCCACAACACAUGCCGGUGAUAAUUAACCUGAUUCUGAUCAUUGAUACAAAGCUGUGGGUGGAUUCAAUGUAAAAAGCACAGCAUGUCCACUUUACCUCUCUCUAGAGCAUUAACAGUUCCUGCUUGAAGGCCUGGGACCAAUGGCCAGUGUCUGAUUUCGAAUGUACAUUUUCCAUGGCAAGUCAUAAUAGGAUGAAGGCUCUUACGGGAAAUAUCAAAUGAUCUGAAAAGCAGCCUUGCUUAACACCAAUGGCAGCAAACACAGAACAUGAAGCUAGGUUGAGCGAGUGAGCGCUUUCCACUUAGGAGCAAGGGAGGAUGAGAGGUGACUUGAUAGAGGUGUGUAAGAUGAUAAGAGGCAUAGACUGAGUGGACAGACAGGGUGGAAAUGGCUAAUAAGGAGGGGACAUAACUUUGCAGGAAGGUAUAGGUUUGAUGCCACAGGUCGAAUUUUCUUCUUACAGAGAGUGGUAAGUGCAUUGUAUUCGCUGCCAGGGGGUGGUGGUAGAAAGAGAUUUAUACAGGUAGAUGGAUGAAAGAAAAUUCGAGGGUUAGAUUGAUCUUGGAAAAGGUCAAAGGUUUGGUACAUCAUGGACUGAAGGGCCUGUACUGUGUUACAUUCUGUAUUUUAAGUACAGCACAGAAACAGGCCCUUUGGCCCAUGCCCAAACCAUUAAACUGCCUACUCCCAUUGACCUGCACCAGGACCAUAGCCCUCCAUAUCCAUACCCCUACCUAUCUCAACUUCUCUUAAACUUUGAAAUCAAGCUUGCAUGCACCACGUAUGCUGGUAGCCCAUUCUACACUCUUACCCUCCUGUUCCCCUUAAACUUUUCACCUUUCACCCUUAACCCAUGACCUCUGGUUGUAAUUCCAUCCAACUUCAGGGGAAAAAGCUGCUUGAAUUUACCCCAUCUAGACCAUUCAUAAUGUUGUAUGUCUCCAUCAAAUCGCCUCUCCAUCUUCUACAUUCCAAGGAACAAAGUUCUAAUCUAUUCAAUCUUUCCUUAUAACUCAGGUCCUCCAGACCCAGCAACAUCCCUGUAAAUUUUCUCUGUACUCUUUCAACCUUGUUUACAUCUUUCCUGUAGGUAGGUGAUCAAACUGCACACAAUACUCCAAAUUAGGCCUCACCAACGUCCUAUACAACUUCAACAUAACAUCCCAUUUCCUGUACUCAAUACUUUGAUUUAAGGCCAAUGUGCCAAAAGCUUUCUUUCUAACCCUAUCUACCUAUGAUGCCACUUUCAACAAAUUAUGGACCUGCAUUCCCAGAUCCCUUUGUCUACCACAUUCCUCAGUGCCCUACCAUUCCCUGUGCAAGACCUAUCCUGGUUGGUCCUAUCAAAGUGCAAAAUCUCACACUUAUCUGCAUUAAGUUCCACCUGCCAUUUUACAGCCCAUUUUUUCAGCUGAUGCAGAUCCCUCUAAAAGCCAUGUUAGCCUUCUUCACUGUCCACUACACCCCCAAUCUUGGUGUCAUCUGCAAAUUUGCUGAUCCAGUUAACCACAUUAUCAUCCCAAUCAUUGAUAUAGAUGACAAAUAACAAUGGACCCAGCACUGAUCCCUGCAGCACUCCACCAGUCACAGGCCUCCAGUCAGGGAGACAACCAUCUACUACCACUCUCUGGCUGCUCCCACAAAGCCCAUGUCCAAUCCAAUUUACUACCUCAUCUUGAAUACUGAGCAACUGAAUCUUCUCGACUAACCUCCCAUGCAGGACCUUGUCAAAUGCCUUGCUAAAGUCCAUGUAGACAACAUCUACUGCCUUGCCUUCAUCCACUUUCAUGGUAACUUCCUCUUAAAAACUCUGGUUAGACAUGACCUACCACGCACAAAGCCAUGCUGACUAUCCUUAAUCAGUCCAUAUCUAUCCAAAUACUCAUAUCCAGUCCCUCAGAAUAUCUUCCAAUAACUUUCCCACAACUGAUAAUUCCCUGGUUUAUGUUCAGAACCUUUUUUAAACAGCAGAACAACAUUGGCUAUUGUCCAGUCCUCUGGUACCUCUCCUGUAGCCAAGGAUGAUAUAAAUAUCUCUGCGAGGGCCCUAGCAAUUUCUGCACUUGCCUCAUAGGGUCUACGGGAACACCUCGUCAGGCCCUGGGGAUUUAUCCACCCUAAUCUGCCUCAAAACAGCAAACAUCUCCUUCUCCAUAAUGUGUAGAGGGUCCAUGAAGUCGAUGUCGCUUUGCCUCACUUCUAUAGACUCUGUGCAAUGAAUGGAGAUGCAGAUAGACACAGAGUCCAUGCAGUUCCCCCAGAAACUAAAUGAAGCACACUAGCUUCAGUCCAUUUGUGUAGAUCUGCCAUAGAAUUCUUUGCAAACAAGUGCAACAUUCCUAGUUCUAAUCAAUCACUAUGGAUUCAUUCACUGAAGAGGCAAGUAAUAAAUCCCACCUGCUUUGUUGAUAAAACAAAUUCUUUCUCUGUGAAUCCAGUUCACCAUGCAAUAUGAUACCAAGAGCAUAAAUACAAUUUUCAUUUUCUCAUACUAACCUAUACUGUUCCAAGUCCAACAAGCUUGAGGAACUAUGCUUCACCUUUCAAAUAGAUGUAUUACAACUUUCAGGACUCAACAGAAAGUAUAAUGAUUUCAGAUAAUGAUUCUGCUAUUACUGUUUACACCCAUCGGCAGGUUCUUUACAUCUCACUGCCUCCCACUUGGUGCUAUCUAUCUUCUUUGGUCAUUUAAUAUAUUCUCUCAUCAGUUUAUUCCAACUUAAAAGAUCAUUACUAAUGCCUCCACAAACUCUUCAGCUACCUCUUUCAGAACCUGGGGUGCAUUCUAUCUUUUAAUCUUUCUGCAACCACCUACUCAAACAGCACUGAACCACCAACAUUCACUGCCACCUUCUCUAGGGUAAUAAUGAAUAGACAGCAAGUACUGGCCUUGUCGAAUACUAUGAACAUGAAAUACAAUUACCUUGAAUACUUGAUCAGAAGGAGAAAUAUUCCCAACUGUUCUGCAGGAACAAACAUCAACUGUGCAUUCCUCUCCAUAGUUGAUGGCUGACCUGCUGAGCUCCUCCAGCAUUUUGUAAGUGUUACACAGUCCAGCUUUAUGUUUUCGCAUCCCAGAACUGAAACAAACUGCUGAUGGUCAGUAAUCAAAGGCCUAUAAAUACAAAUGGUACAUAAUGUCCCUUUAGAACAGAAAUGAGCCAGAAUUUUUUCAGCCAAAGGGAAUCUGUGUGAUUCAUUGCCACAGAUAGCUAUGGAGGACAUCACUGGAUAUGUUUAACACUAAGGUUCACAUGUUCUUGAUUAGUCAGAGCGUUAAAGGUUAUAGGUUGCCUCCCUGGUGCCAGGGUCAGGGAUGUCUCAGAUCGGGUCCAUGGCAUUCUCAAGGGCGAGGGUGAGCAGUCAGAAGCCUUGGUACAUAUUGGCGCCGAUGACAUAGGUAGACAAGGUGAGGUCCCGAAGAGAGAUUUUGAGGAGCUCAAUAGAAAGCUGAAAAGCACAAAUUCCAGGGUAGUAAUCUCUGGAUUGCUGUCUAUGCUACGUGCCAGUGAGGGUAAGAAUACAAUAAUUUGGCAGAUGAAUGCAUUGCUGAGGAUCUGGUGCAGGGGGCAGGGAUUCAGAUUUAUGGGUCAUUGGGAUAUCUUCUGGGGAAGGUAUGACCUGUAUAAUAGAGACAGGUUACACUAAAUCCAAAGGUGUCCAAUAUCCUUGCAGGUAGGUUGGCUAGAGUUGUUCGGGUGGGUUUAAACUAAUUUGGCAGGGGGAUGGGAAAUGGAGUGAUUGUGCUGAAGAUGAGGUUGUUCGUUUACAGAGGUAAUGUGUGGUGAGACUGCUAGAAAGGAGAGGCUGGUGAUGGGGCAAAAUUGCAGUCAACAGGAUGAGUUGUAAUGUAAAAUGCGGACAAAAUCGAAAAGGGUGAAUACAGGACUGAAGGUAUUUGAAUGUGUACAGUAUACAGAAUAAGACUGAUGAACUUGUAGCAGGUAGGCACGUAUGAUGUUGUAGACAUCACUGAAUCAUGUCCAAGGAUACACAUUGUAUUGAAAGGACAGGCAGAAAGGCAGAGUGGGUGACAUUGCUCUGUUGCUGAAGAAUGAAAUCAAAUCAUUAGAAAGAGGUGACACAGAGCUGGAAAGCGUUGAAUCACAGUGGAUGGAGCUAAGGAGCUGCAAGGGUUAAAAGACCCUGAUGGGAGUUGUAUACAGACCCCAAAGAGUAGUAAGGAAUUGGCCUACAAAUUACAACGGGAGAUAAAAAAUGCAUGUCAAAAGGGCAAUGUUACAAUAGUCAAAGGGGAUUUCAAUAUGCAGGUAGAUUGGGGAAAUCAGGUUGGUGCUGGAUUCCAAGAGGAGGAAUCUCCAGAUUGCCUACGAGAUGGCUUUUUACAACAGCUCCUGGUUGA